UGGCCUGCCUCUGAGGUUUUCAAGGUCAAAGAGAGAGACGGUUCUCAAGGAAAUCGCUUUGGGAUUUUUGUACUAAGCUCACUGUGUUUAUUAUGCACAUGGCCUUGUAUUAGUUCCUUCAGGACAGCAGGGGGGAUGGACAUCUAUUUAUUUGCUUAGUUUUCAGCUCUUUUCGAGACUCCCAAUGUUCCAAACCAGAGGCAUGGUUACUGGGUGAUAUUCAGCAUGAGUAGAGCCCUCACAGUUGAGCAGAUCACUUCCAUGGUAUCGGGUGACUCAUUGUCUGUUCCAGAGAGGAGUAAUUAAACCUGGAUUUUAAAUUUCUAUUUCUCUUCUUCACUCUUAGACCGUGGGCAGCUCUUAACUUUUACCUUUAUUCUUUAGCUGUUGAAAAGGGAGUGUCCUACCUGCCUCGUAAGGUGACUGGUGGGGUCAGAGGAGAUGUGGUGCUCUGUGUUUUCACCUUCGGAAAACAUCCAGUCCUGCAGUGCCUGAAAUGUGGUUGAUAAUGGCUUUUUUACCCAAAGAUGUGUCACCAUUUAAAAUCCACUUUGCAAGCCAGAGGUUGGGCUAGGUAAAGUAUGUUUGCACACCGCCUCCCCUGAACUUGGCCUCGUUUUGGUGACGGAGCUGGCGGGUGUGUCUUCUCUAAGUUGUCGGGUUUUCAUUUCUGACGACUGUGCCCGUCUGCUUCUCCUGGGACUUUGCGUCACCAGGAAGAGAAACUCCUAGGUCAGUCUAAGCAAAAGUCCGUGAGCAGAAAUGAAUGAAUAAACGAAGGCGUUACUCCAGGGGUCUGGAGUGUGGACUCACACCCAGUGGCUUGAGAAACGGGCGGGAGUCUCUCUUGGGAGAGACUCGGGGUGGCCGAAGGAAAGCUUGCAGGAACCGAGGGGGCCGCUGUAUUUCAUCACGUCUGAGGAGGCGGUGAGCACGGGGACGCGUCACCACGUCGGUGGUGGAAUGUGCCAGAGGGGGCCCCGCCUGGCGUGUGGAUGCGCGAAGCGACGCGUCCACCCCCUGUUGUGUUGAUGCCUCGCUGCUUCCUUCCUGGCGUCUGGGUCUGCCAGUGUCUCUUUCCUUCACGUGGAUUAUUUGGUGUAACGGGCAGUCUCCUUGCACCUGUUUCCAGAGAAGACGCAGCCAAGCUCCGAGUGUCGGCUCCACCACGGAUUAGCUGUGUGGUCGCAGGUGAAACCUCUCUGAGCCUCGGUUUCCCCGUGAGAGCACACACAGGCAACACGCGGGACUUGUGAGCCAGAGGAGAGCCACGACCCCGUGGUCUAAGAGGGCAGCCGUUGACGCGCGUGGGUUUCAGAUGGAAGAGACUUCAUUUUGGGGCCACAAGGGGGAGGAGUUAGUGAGACGAUUGAAACAUGACUGGAGAGAGGAGGGACUUUGUGAAGGAGGGCACCUGAGGAUGUGGGCGGGGAUGGCAGGUGUGGGGACAGAAGGUGCCAGGAAGGUGCCAGAGAGCGGCUGGGGAGGUGCGAGGAGCCCUGUGGAACCAGGUGGGGCCAGGCUGGCACUGGGGCUGGAGGUGGUGAGCGAGCCGCGGGCCCUCCUGCGGGAAGAGAGACACGGAGAGGACCGUGUUGUUGCAGUUGAUAAAAAUGGUGAUGUAUGCAUCUCCAUUCUUCAUGAGCCCGGCGAGGACAAAUACGGGUACGAAAAGCCAGAGGAACGCUGGCUCCCUAUUCACACUGUGGAAACCAUCAUGAUUAGUGUCAUUUCCAUGCUGGCAGACCCGAACGGAGACUCCCCUGCUAACGUGGAUGCUGCGGGUCUCCAACUGAGAAACACGGCACUGUUUCCCUGCACUCUACCCACCUAUCGCUGGACUUCUGUCGUAACAAGUUGGCAGACACUGGCUGGAAGUGGGCUGCGAUAGAACAUGCCAGUAUCAGUGCUGACACAAGAGCCUAACAAGUGCCAACUUACAGAUGAUUACGCAUUUUGAAUUCUAAUGAACUGUUUUAACCUUCAGGAAGAAUUGUAAAGACCUGUACAUAGCACAACAUGAUCCGGAUAAUAUAUAUACUAUUCAUGUACAUCCACAGAUACACCUUGUACCAAAUAAUGCUUUCUUGUAGUAGAAUAAGAAUCGUGUAAAUUCUAAAAGAUUUUAGCAGGUUUUCUUUCCCUCUUCAUUGUUUCUUAUCAGUUUUAAAAGACUCCUUAAAGCAUGUCAGAUGAAAAACAAUUAGGAUUACAAGUUUCCAUUUAAUUUCCUUUAAACCAUUGAGGCUUCAUUAAACUCUUUUCACUUACUAAA
Messenger RNA from Felis catus (domestic cat), 2275 nucleotides. RefSeq names its product ubiquitin conjugating enzyme E2 G1 (gene UBE2G1). The coding region runs from base 1319 to 1891 and encodes 190 amino acids. The transcript has 3 exons. Gene Ontology annotation, molecular function: ubiquitin conjugating enzyme activity. Gene Ontology annotation, biological process: proteasome-mediated ubiquitin-dependent protein catabolic process; protein polyubiquitination. NCBI's taxonomy places the organism in Eukaryota, Metazoa, Chordata, Mammalia, Carnivora, Felidae. The record is from RefSeq and is a predicted model, not a curated record.